UUACAUAGGGAGAACUCUCAGAAAGCACUUUUUUCAAUGAGAGUCUCGCUAAUAUAUACGAAAGUCCACAUUUAGAAAACUGUUCCAUCGUUCUUUUUUGGAAUAUAAUAGUAAUAACGAAUUUGUCAAUCAAUUAAUUUGUUUUUUUUAAAUGACUGGGAAAUUAAUUAGCAAAAGGAUUAAUCUUUCGGGGAGAGAAUUUAUGGAAGAAGUUGACGAUUUCAAAAAACAAUUUCCCCGGCGAUCGUUGCGUUUGUCACAGAAAAAUUUCCAACCAAAAAAAAAGGACGAAAAUGGUGGCGAGCCGAAUGUAUCGUACAAUUUGAGCAAACAGUCGGUAGUUAAUAAAGGGGCUGAUGCCGUAGAAAACCUGAAGCAGCAGCAGCAUAAUGAAAUUAUUCGGGCAACUGAAAAAAUCAUACCGCUGGCAGGCCCCAGCAAAAUUUCUGUACGUCAGGAUUUGAUAGACAAAUCGUUGUCGGCUGCAGAUUGUGUUUCACAUGAACCUAUCAAAAUAUAUGAAAAAAAAAGAACUCUACCCGUUGAUAAUGGCGAUAAUAGCUCUCAGAUAGAUAAAGUAAAAAAGUGCCGCCGAUCUGCACGCAGACCUGCCAGGAACGGCCAGAGGAAAAAUAAAAAAACUGCGGCGCCUCAACGGAUAUUGCGGGCAGUACAACGAAAAUAUUCGCGAUCAAAGGUAAAUGCCGUUGGUCUUGCCGGCAAAAGGAAUAAUAGGAAACCAUUCUCUUACAACUAUAUGGAAAAAUUGAAAAAUCUGAAACUAGACUGCUGUCCGCAAGCCAGUUUACCUUUGUGUGGAACAUCAAUGCUACCCGACAUUUAUCCACCACAUUUUAAAUAUCAAUUGCCGCCAGAAAACGUUCCAUAUCAAUUAGGUAGCUAUUAUCCAAGAGAGAAUCUAUAUGAACGACCAACAGUCACAAUGACACCUGAAGAAACUGAAACACUACCAUCAAGUUCAACUUCGCCGUCAAUGCCGGGCUCAUUGCGUGGCCUAUUUGAUACCGACGACAUACAUGAAUUACUUAAUGUUGAGCCCGUAGUGUAUCGUUUAAAUAAUUAUCAUGUUCAGGCCUUCGCUGCCAUUUUAAAUUUAAGCGUUGUCUACGUAAAAGAAAUCUUAGAUAGAGUUGUAAGACUUGAUUUCUUGGUAUUAAAAAAGAUGGAUGAAGCCUUAAAUAGGCCAUGUACAGGAGAAGAAGAUAUUUUUGCUGAAAAUUUCUCAUCUCCUGAAUACAUUCCCAACAGCCAAACUCCGCCUAAUUCGCGAAUAUUUCCUAGUCAAAAGAAAUAAAAUAAUUGGCACAAACCUUUUAUUCAAACUACUACGAACUAUUAUG
This is a messenger RNA of Glossina fuscipes, 1361 nucleotides long. RefSeq lists its product as uncharacterized. The transcript is spliced from 3 exons. The record is from RefSeq and is a predicted model, not a curated record. The coding region runs from base 152 to 1315 and encodes 387 amino acids. Lineage: Eukaryota; Metazoa; Arthropoda; Insecta; Diptera; Glossinidae.